Messenger RNA from Pseudocercospora fijiensis CIRAD86, 534 nucleotides. RefSeq lists its product as uncharacterized. The transcript is spliced from 3 exons. The annotation marks the transcript as partial. The record is from RefSeq and is a predicted model, not a curated record. NCBI's taxonomy places the organism in Eukaryota, Fungi, Ascomycota, Dothideomycetes, Mycosphaerellales, Mycosphaerellaceae.
UUUCUGCUGACCGGAUGCUGCGUCAGAACCUCCGUGCUGCUGUUCUAUCGACGCCUAGUAGAAGGAGCUUGCCCCAAACCGUGGAAAUGGGCUGUCUGGGUUGCGAUCGCUUUUAAUUAUGCCUGGACGUUGGCCUUCAUUUUGGCUUUGAUCUUCAAUUGCACACCCACAGAAGCUUAUUGGAAGUCUUUCGAUUUCGCCUAUACUAAGAAGUACCAUUGUAGUGAGACCACAAUCAACAAUCUUCUUGCUGGUAUCAUGGCUGUGGUCUCAGACUUCUACGCCGUCGCUUUGCCGUGCAUCAUGAUGCGAAGAUUGCAGUUACCAGUGGGCCAGAAGUUGGCCCUGUAUGCUAUUUUCUCUCUGGGUCUGGUUGUGGUCAUGGGGUCCGCAGUAAGAACCUUUUAUCUCUGGAACGUUGGCCGUCAGAGCGACGUGAGCACAUAUAUCUUCAAUGUCUUCGUGUGGGCUCAGCUCGAGUUGGCACUUGGUCACCUCUGUGCUUCCGCUCCAGCACUACGAGUAUUCUUCCGC